Molecule: messenger RNA, 1565 nt
Organism: Pelagomonas calceolata
Lineage: Eukaryota; Pelagophyceae; Pelagomonadales; Pelagomonadaceae
Source: the annotation of a GenBank genome assembly
UUCACCCGCGGCGCCGCAUCACGUCGGGUCAAAACGCAAAAACGCUGCCGGCUCAUCCGAACGGGACCCAACCACACGGCACUCAAGACGCGGCUGCAAACCGAGCGCGUCUCCGCGGAGAAACAACCACAAGCACCCCCCCCCUGGAAAACGGCCGCGCUGUGCGUGUUGCUGGCCGGCGCGCGUACUCCUGGACGGGCCGGGGCUGCCCCCGCGCACCAUGACCCCCGCCCAACUCACCCCCAACCCAUUACCGGACGAGGACGACGCCGAAACGCCUCAAACACCGCCCGCCAGCGACGCCGACGACGCGCCAACACCAAAAAGAGAAGACGAGGCGCCCGCGAAAGCGAUCCGACGAGCGAAGCGUGCGUGACACGGCGUCCUUUUCAAGCGUCGCAGCGAUGGCGUUCCGGUGCGAGAGAGAUACAACAUCGACGCGACCGUCGCUCGCAGGCUCCUACACGCCCCCGCCCAACAAACCCACGAGCGUCCACCUCUCCCCGACUGCCUCCUCCCGAAACCCAAAGACCAUCGGCAUGCCCAAGGCGCCCAUCGAGUACGCCCACGAAAUUAGACAAUGCACGUUCUCGCCGCGCGUGCGUGAAUCGGCGUCCUUUUUUGAGCGUCGCGUCGAUAGCGUAACGUGACGCGACUCGCAGGUCAAAGGCGUCGCCGCGCACAUGAAGCAGGCCCGGGCCUGGACGUCCGUGGAGGUGACGGAGCGUUUGGCCGCGCAGCCGCCGCCGCCGCCGCCACCGCCAAAGCCGAAGCAACAAACCAUCGGCGGCCCCUCGAUCGACUUCCAGGAGUUCGUGAGAAGACAAGGGAGGGACUCGUCGCGGCGCGCGCGCAAGGCCGAGGCGCGGCAGAAGGAGACGCCGCGCGAGUGUUCCUUCAAGCCGAGGCUCUGCGAGAAUUCCAAAAGAAUGGCGCGCAACUCGAAGUUCGACGACCGCCAGAACCGCCUCGAAGCGCGCCGCCUCCAGCGCAUGGCGAGCGGCGAUAGAGAAAAGUUCUCGGGCCACCUCGAGUCGGACGCGAAGAACCCGCCCGACGCGCCGCGGCCGCGCGAGACGUUCCGGUGCGGGCCCAGCGUCCUUUUUUCAGCGUCGCGGCGAUGGCGUACCGGUGGACGACACGCAGGCCCGAAGUCACGGCCAAGGCGAAAGCAAGGCCCGCGCGCACCGCCGACGCGCAAUCGAGAAUAGACGCCGCGCGGCGCCAGGCCGCGACGAAACGCGUCGAGGCGUCGCUCGCCGCUCGACGAGCACGGGAGGAAACGUUUAGGCCGCGCCUGAACCACCAGACGUCGCGGUCCUGGGAGGACGUCAAGCCGCGGUUGUUGGCGCCAUCUCGCCGCGCGCGCGACGCGACGCGCGCCCCGAAGCGCGACGACGAUUUGGAGGCGUGCUCCUUCAGGCCGCACCUCGUCGCGCAGUGCCCCGCGUACAUCCACGCCAUGGCCGACGCGUCGCGGGCGUCCAAAAGGGCGGAGCCCGCGCCGCCGCCGCCGCCGAAGCCGAUGUUCUUCCACGGCCGGGACUAAGUCGGUCUUCUUGUGA